AUGCUACUGAGUACUGCAGCAAUUACGGUCUUGUCGUUUUCUGUCGCUGUGGUUUCAGUUUCGGGUGUGGUGAACUCUGAAACUCAGGCUGAAGCUGUGAAUGAUUUACUGCAAAGACUCAUUCCAGAUCAUGUUCACAAUUUUGUCAUAUCAGUAAAAAAUACAAAGGGUUAUGACUCGUUUCAGAUUUCAAGUUCUGGUGGCAAGAUUUACAUCGAGGGUACAACAGGAGUAGCUGCUGCUUGGGGUGUGCAACAUUAUUUGAAGUAUUGGUGUAAUGCUGAUGUCUCGUGGUCUGGAGAUCAACUCAACCUCACUAAUCCAUUGCCAACAGUAGAAGGCAUCGUAAAAGUAUCAAGUCCUUAUCGAUAUCGUUAUUAUCAGAACGUCUGUACAUCAAGUUACUCGUUUGUUUGGUGGGAUUGGACACGGUGGCAACGUGAGAUUGACUGGAUGGCUCUGAAUGGCAUAAACUUGCCAUUGGCAUUUACAGGCCAGGAAGAGAUAUUGAGACGAGUGUUUUCUCACUUUAAUUUUACAUCUGCUGAUUUGGCUUCUUUCUUCUCGGGCCCUGCAUUUCUUGCUUGGUAUCGUAUGGGCAAUAUUCAAGGCUGGGGAGGUCCGCUGCCGGAAGAAUGGAUGUUUACACAAUUACAGCUGCAACAUCUAAUACUUACUCGCAUGAGGUCGUUUGGCAUGAUGCUCGUUCUUCCUGGUUUUGCCGGUCACGUGCCUUCCUCUAUUACUCGGUUGUAUCCCAAUGCAUCUGUGCAUCAGACGAUGACAAAGGGUCGUACAUGGGGUCAUUUCUCUCAUCCCUACUGCUGCACAUAUCUUCUUGACCCCACUGACAGUCUAUUUCGAGAGAUUACUCAUGUUUAUAUGUCAGAGUUGAUACAAGAGUUUGGUACGGAUCACUUUUACAGUGUCGAUCUAUUCAAUGAACUCAGUCCAAAGUCUAAUGAUACCGAGUACUUACACGAUCUCAGUGCUGGUGUCUUUACUGCUAUGUCUUAUGUAGAUCCUGCGACUGUGUGGGUGAUGCAAGGUUGGCUCUUUCAGAACGACGAGGAAUUCUGGCAACCGCCUCAAACGAAAUCGUUAUUGCUGGGCGUUCCGAUUGGUCGCUUUUUGAUUCUUGACUUGUUUGCGGAAGUUUAUCCUCAAUGGCAGAGAACUGAAUCGUUCUAUGGGCAGCCGUUUAUUUGGUGCAUGCUGCACAAUUUUGGAGGCAACCUGGGAAUGUAUGGCACAGUUGAAAAUGUCACUCGGGGUCCCGUGGAAGCCCUUGAUGAUUCGAAGGCAACUAUCGUUGGUACCGGUUUGACACCCGAGGGUAUCGAGCAAAACGACGUUGUAUAUGAACUGAUGAACGAGAUGGGUUGGAGGACUCAACCUGUUAAUCUUGCAUCGUGGAUAGUUGGUUACGCACGAAGGCGAUAUGGUGGAGACAAUACUUUGGUGUCCACCGCUUGGUCGUUGCUUUUUCAAAGUAUUUACAACAGCACCAUUUCACGACAGAACCACUGUCAUGCCAUUCCUGUUGUGAGACCCGCACUUGACCUUAACCCUCCUAUAUGGUAUAAUAUUAGCCAUGUGUAUGAAGCAUGGGACUUGAUGGUGAGGGCAGCACCGAAAUUUGCUGGUAUAGGAACAUUCAGGUACGAUCUUGUGGAUUUGACACGACAGGCACUUCAGGAUUUCUCGAUUCCGAUCUACAAGCAGCUGGUGAACGAAUAUAACAACAAAAGUGCAACCGGUGUAAGAAAUGCUGGCAAUGUGCUGUUGGAGUUGCUGAGAGAUAUGGAUCGUGUUCUACUGACAGACAAACACUUUUUGUUGGGUAGAUGGUUAAACAGUGCAAAAGCUCGUGCAGUAAACCAUCAGGAAACGGUUCUCUACGAAGUCAAUGCUCGUAACCAGAUUACACUUUGGGGUCCACACGGAGAGCUUCACGAUUAUGCUAACAAAAUGUGGGCUGGCUUGGUCAGUGAUUACUAUACCCAGAGAUGGGCUGCAUUUGUUGAUCAGCUGGAAGUCGCUCUUACACAGAAUCAAGCAUUCAAUGCUACCAAAUUUGAAUCGUUGGAUGUCGCCUUUGGAUUGAAGUGGACCACAGCAACGAAUAGUUAUCCUUACAGAGCACAAGGUGAUACGGUAUCUGUUGUGCAAGAGCUCCACAAGAAAUAUCGACCACAUUUGUAUGGCAACUGAAUAGCCAUGAAAUUGAGCCAGCGGGUCUCAAAUAUCCAUGCACUUUCAUACCACAUGUUUCGAAGUUGAAACUGGGUACUGAGUAAUCGAGAUAUUAAGAAUUAAUAUUGCCUCAGUUCAUGUUUAUUUGACAGUCAGUCUGGACUUAGUACGAAAAAUCAACAAGAAAUAAAUUGGAACACUUGAAUCGAUAAAUGGUGAUUUGACUUUGGGUAUUUGUAGAGCCAUUAUGUUAGGAUGCAUUGACAAUCAUCAAUGCACCACCAAGAGAGCAGCGAACUGGUGAGAACACUCGGAUGUUACUGCUUUCUGUUCGCUUCGAGCAAAGA
Messenger RNA from Corticium candelabrum, 2543 nucleotides. Its product is annotated as alpha-N-acetylglucosaminidase-like. Bases 1 to 2214 code for a protein of 737 amino acids. The transcript is spliced from 21 exons. NCBI's taxonomy places the organism in Eukaryota, Metazoa, Porifera, Homoscleromorpha, Homosclerophorida, Plakinidae. The record is from RefSeq and is a predicted model, not a curated record.